UCAUCCCCAAUUAUUGAAAAUCUCCGUAUUUUUAUUGUACCGUGACACUCUAGACGAAGUAAGCCAUCCACCCCAUAAGUUGGAAGAUGAGGAUUGAGGACUGUCCUCACCAUAUACUGUACAAAAUUAACUUCCACCACCAUCAACCUAGAGAGAGAAAGUGAACUAAAAUGGAACUCCACAUCCUCCUCUUCUGCCUCACCCUCCUCUGGUUCCUCAUCAAACCCUUCCUCCACCGUUCCACCACCACCAAACUCCCACCCGGCCCCACCGGCCUCCCUGUCCUCGGCUCACUCCUCCAACUCGGUCCCAGACCGAACCAAUCCCUCGCGGACUUGUCCAAACUCCACGGCCCACUCAUGACUCUCCGCCUCGGCUCCGUCACCACCAUAGUCGCUUCCUCAGCCGAAACAGCCAAAGAACUCUUCCAAAAACACGACCAAACCCUCUCCGACCGCACCAUCCCCGACGUCAUCACCGCGCAGCCAAACCCCGAGGCCACGCUCGCCUGGGUCUCCGGCAACCACCAGUGGCGCAACCGCCGACGUAUAUGCAACACCCAGAUGUUCACCAUCAAAAGACUGGACUCACUCCAACACUCCCGACACGAAAAAGCCCGGGAACUCGUCGGUCACAUUGCAAAACACUGCGUUUCGGCCACACCAGUCGACAUAGGCCGAGUUGCUUUUGCGACUACAAUUAACAUGAUGUCUCAGACCAUUUUCUCCAUGGACCUGGUUGACCCGGAAUCCGAGUCGGCUCAGGAGUUCAAAGAUAUGGUGUGGAGGAUCAUGGAGGACGCCGGGAAGCCUAACCUGUCGGAUCAUUUUCCGGUGCUCCGGUGGCUUGAUUUGCAGGGAGUGAAGCGGCAUAUAAAGCCUGCCUACAUGAGGUUGCAUGAAGUAUUUGAAGAUGUUAUUGAUAAGCGGUUGAAAUCUAGAGCGUCUGAGGGGAUGACUAAUAGGACUGCUGAUUUCUUGGAUGUGCUUCUUGAUCAGUGUGAUGAAGAGGGUUCAGGUUUUACCAGACAAACCAUCAAGCCUUUGAUUUUGGAUUUGUUCAUCGCCGGGAGCGAUACAUCCGCAAUUACAACCGAAUGGGCAAUGGCAGAACUUCUCCGAAAGCCGGAUGUGCUGCAAAAAGCUCGAAAAGAAAUUGUUGAAACAAUCGGUACAAAAAGACUGGUGACGGAGACAGACAUUGAUCAACUUCCCUAUCUCCAAGCAGUUGUCAAAGAGACCAUGAGACUCCACCCUGCAGCUCCACUUCUCUUGCCAUAUAAAGCCGGAGACGACACCGAAUUACUAGGCUUCACCAUACCUAAGGGCAGCCAAGUCCUGGUGAAUGCGUGGGCAAUUGGUAGAGAUCCAAAAUGUUGGGACAACCCCUUGUCAUUUUCGCCCGAAAGGUUCUUAGACUCGAACCUAGACUACAAAGGCCGAGAUUUCGAAUACAUCCCGUUCGGUGCUGGCCGGAGAAUUUGCCCCGGUAUGCCUCUUGCUGCUCGGAUGGUGAGUUUGAUGUUGGCUUCCAUUAUUCAGUCGUUUGGUUGGAGGUUGCCUGAAGGAACAACUCCGGAAAAUUUAGACAUGGAAGAGCAAUUUGGAGUCACAUUGAAGAAAGCUGUGUCUCUUCUGGUUAUACCUACUGAAAGUGGAGAUGUGUGAGGCUCUAGUUCCUUGCUACAUAGUAUUUAUAAUUCUACUCCUUUAUGUAUAUGUGAUCUUUUCACAAAAAUUAAGUGUUUCAGUUUUGUAAGAUUUAAAACUGCUUAUGAGACAAAGUGGGGUGUGGGCUUAAUUUGGUGUAAUGGAUUACUAUUGUACAAAGGGUUGAAUUACAGGUUUGAAGUAAUAAACUUGGUUUGUCCUUUGACUUGGAAA
Molecule: messenger RNA, 1883 nt
Organism: Cornus florida
Lineage: Eukaryota; Viridiplantae; Streptophyta; Magnoliopsida; Cornales; Cornaceae
Product: geraniol 8-hydroxylase-like
Exons: 2
Coding region: 171-1667 (498 amino acids)
Molecular function (GO): oxidoreductase activity, acting on paired donors, with incorporation or reduction of molecular oxygen; iron ion binding; monooxygenase activity
Source: RefSeq, a predicted model, not a curated record